This is a messenger RNA of Radiomyces spectabilis, 1819 nucleotides long. Its product is annotated as S-adenosyl-L-methionine-dependent methyltransferase. The transcript is spliced from 5 exons. Gene Ontology annotation, molecular function: methyltransferase activity. Lineage: Eukaryota; Fungi; Mucoromycota; Mucoromycetes; Mucorales; Radiomycetaceae. Bases 183 to 1544 code for a protein of 453 amino acids. The record is from RefSeq and is a predicted model, not a curated record.
CAUUGUCCCUUUUUUUGUUCCCUUUCGAUUUUUUUUUUUCAGUGGACCUAUUCUUUGAUCCUUUUUCUGUCUUGUUAUAUUUUUCUUCAUUGUUCCCCCUCUUUCCUUUCCUUUUGAUUCCCCAUCCCUUUCAUUUUCAACUUUUUGCCUGUCAACUUUUAUAUCUGUAUCAUCACUCAUUCAUGGGCAACACCGCAUCACAACAAUCUCCUGUACCGGACGUUGUAUCGAAAAACCUGUCACCUAAAGCGCAACGUCGACUAUCGCAGAGCCCAUAUGUCCAACACUUUUUUGAAGCCGCGGCAGGGGCCGGUGCUGGGAUGAAUCGACGCAAGUUUUCCAGUACGAGUUCAUCGAUCGGCAGUAACCUCAGCAGUCUUUCGUCGACUCGCACAGAAGAUAAUGCCAUCCUACCACGUUCUUCCAACCGUUCCCUGUCGACUGUUUCCGAAACUGGCACGAUGACGCCCAGCAGCACCACUACCACGGUCGUCGAUGCAACGGCUGUCGGCACAUUGUCAGCGUCCGAUCAUGUUGCGCCAGUAGAAUUUACCAUGCAGGAAGGUCGUCGUUACAUCGAUUCUCCCGAUAUCCAGUACCUGCUACCGUGCGAUGAUGACGAGUCGGAUCGUUUAGUGAUUCUUCAUUUUUUGUUAAAGUAUGCCCUUAAUGGCAACUUUGUUGCCCCUGUGAGGUCCAUCUUGCAAGAUUCUGAAUCCCGAGCCCAAGUGUUGGACGUAGGAUGUGGCCCCGGUACAUGGGUUCUCGAAAUGUCGACCGAUUAUGGAAAUGCAGACUUUUACGGGGUCGAUCUGUGUACCAUGUUCCCUACCACCAUCAAACCUUCCAACGCUUAUUUCCAUCACCACAACUUCAUCACCGACGGAUUACCCUAUGCCGAUGAAACAUUCGAUUACAUCCAUAUGCGGCUAAUGCUGUGUCAUUUAUCGCACACGCAGUUGCUUAAGCUUCUGGAGGAGAUGGAGCGCGUGCUCAAACCAAUGGGUCACAUUGAAAUUCUCGAUGUCGAUUAUGCGAUACAACGACCAGGUCCCUUGAGCGAAACCGUUUUCAAUCAAUACCUGCGGGACCUGUUGCGGUCGCUUAAUGUGGAUAUGUUUUUGAGCCAGCAUUUAUCGACAUUAUUAAUGACGCAACCUUCUGAUCGAGGGUUUGUGGACGUGCAUCAGGAACGUGUGGCGAUUCCGCUGGGUUGGGGUAGCCAGACAAGCGAGAUCCAUGCCCAAAAUUUUGAAGCGUAUGUACGAUCAUUGAACCCCAAACUGCGUCAAGGCCGUAUGACCAGCAGCGAUAUUCAGGAAAUGAUGGAGGAAUGCAAGCAAUAUCAAUCCCAUCUUCAUUGGUAUACUUGUCACGGCCGCAAGCCAGCGGCGAAUGCGGCUCCAAUGACGCAUUGGCGAGUCGCUAUCGAUACACCGCCUUCUUCCAUUUCUCCUUCUCCCCUCACCACUCCUUCUUCUGCCGUGAUGGAAGCGACUACAUGGGAAACCAUCAAUGACUUUGUUGACGGUUAUGUCGAUUAAUUCUUUGUUGCUUUCCUCGUCGUCUCACGUUACCCUCCACACCAUCUUGCCUUUCAUUUUGCUUUCUCCAUACCCCUUACCGUUCAUCAUCCCACGACCACCAACGCAACUCUUUUUUGUUUUCCCUUUUUCCCUUCCUGUUCAUUUUAUGAUCUUCCUCUUUUAAAAAUAAUUAUGUAUAUAAUGGUGCCAAAAAUUGCAAGUAAAUACAAGAAAAUUACAAAGUAAAAAACGUGAAUAAUGAUCAUUAAUUGAUUGGAUGUCUACAUCUUUAG